This is a messenger RNA of Lasiosphaeria miniovina, 645 nucleotides long. RefSeq lists its product as uncharacterized. The transcript is spliced from 2 exons. NCBI's taxonomy places the organism in Eukaryota, Fungi, Ascomycota, Sordariomycetes, Sordariales, Lasiosphaeriaceae. The coding region runs from base 359 to 631 and encodes 90 amino acids. The record is from RefSeq and is a predicted model, not a curated record.
AAGGCAAGCGAACCCCCCGAGUACACAGUUGUUGGCACACAAGCUGUAUCGGGAUAAAUAGACCGUCUACUGCCGCGUUUCCUUGCCAGUUGUCUUGGGCAUCUUCUGGCACAAGCUGUCGGCCUUGGCCGUCGACUUUGCUAGCGCCACGUUAGGCAAGCGCGAAGCCCCGGACACAAGUUGCUAGACUUUCCACGCUUGCCACGCCAGGCAAGCGUGCCCCUGAGCUUGGGCAGCGCCGACACAUGAUCCCGCAAGGCAGAACUCAGUGACAGCACAGUUCAGUGACACACUGUUGCUCACGCAAUCUACUCGGUCUUGAAUCCAUGCAAGUCUCCUCUUCGGAAUAAGUACCUCCAUGGCAAAGUUAGUGACAAUCGUGGCGGCGACUCGCUGGGCUGUGUUCACCUUCUCCUUUUCGAUGACACCGUCCCUGACACACACAGUCAUCACCCAAACUGUAGGUGAAUCAAGCCAUCAACUGCAUGUGCUUUUCUCAAACCGCAGACAACUCACUGGGGCUGCAUGGUUGAGCCUGGCCGCUGUGCUGUCCUCUGUGUUGCACCUUCUCCUUUUCAAUGAAAACACGCCCUGUUACGGCACGGCCGAACUAUGGUCCGUGGUGCCGUGACCAUGCGCCAAGUU